Esox lucius (northern pike) is the source of this 2383-nucleotide messenger RNA. RefSeq names its product RAS-like, family 12 (gene rasl12). The transcript has 6 exons. NCBI's taxonomy places the organism in Eukaryota, Metazoa, Chordata, Actinopteri, Esociformes, Esocidae. The coding region runs from base 458 to 1240 and encodes 260 amino acids. The record is from RefSeq and is a predicted model, not a curated record. Gene Ontology annotation, molecular function: GTP binding; GTPase activity.
AAUGUUUAGCACUCACAUGACGGCAAUCCAAAGCCUGAACUGACCAAAUGUACAUUUCUUAACGUCGUUGUUUCGUGUCAAUUAAUUCACUUAGGUUAGUUGGCCUUCCUUGCCAAAUCAUAUCUGGCUGCAUGUAGAAGUAAUCGACCUCACCUCGUUUCCCUUAAAUGGAGUUCGGCACUAAACCAUGUGCGUAUGAAGCAACAUUCUUCAGCAAAUUUUCCCUCGACGCCAGGUCAUCCCAGCUGCGUGUGUACUCAGCGCGCGGCUCGCCCUCAUCAGAGCACCCUCAUCAUCCGACAAGGUUUAGAAGUGCUAUGUUGCCUAUACAUUGGCUUUAGACUAAGAUGAAUUAAAACGUUAUUCUGUAUUUUGAAGUAAUAAGGCAAAUAGCCUACACUUCCACUGUAUUCAAGGUAGACAAUUUGGUUGUGUUGUUGCUGCUUUAGUCGUAAAGAUGUCUCUGAUGUUUGGGAAGGCGAGGAGCAGUAACUUCUCCGCUAUCCCAGAACGCGGACAACCUGAAUUCAAUGUGGUAGUCCUCGGAGUGAUGGGCUCAGGAAAAUCAGCAUUGACUGUCAAGUUUCUCACCAAGCGUUUCAUCAGUGAAUAUGACCCCCACCUAGAGGACACCUAUUCUUCUGAGGAAAUGGUGGACCAGCAGCCAGUUGUUGUGAAGGUCAUGGACACAGCUGACCAGGAUGGCCCAGUGAACUGUGAGCGAUACCUCACUUGGGCCAGUGCCUUCCUCGUGGUCUACAGCAUAGACAGCAGGCGAAGCUUUGAGGGCUGCCAACAGUACCUGGAGGCCAUCACGGUCCACAUCAGGGCCCUGCAGACCCACACACCCAUUAUACUGCUGGGUAACAAGCUGGAUAUGGAGAGAUACAGGCAGGUGAGUAAGUCAGACGGCUCGGCCCUCGCCUCUCGUUUUGGCUGCCUGUUCUUCGAGGUGUCGGCCUGCCUGGACUUUCUGUCCAUCCAGCGGGUCUUCCAUGAAGCCGUGAGGGAGGCCAGGAGGGAGGCUGGUGAGAGGAGCCCCCUGUUGCGCCCCCUCUACAUUAGCGAGGACCACAAGCCGUUGGUGAGCUUCGCCACGGUGCCCCCGUUCACCACCCCCUGCUACAAAGAGCUCCCUGCCCCUGCCACCGCCAAGCUUGUGACAGUCAAGUCAUCGCGGGCCCAGAGUAAGCGACGGGCUCCCACGCUGACUUUGCUCAAGGGCUUUAAGAUUUUCUGAUGAGACGGUGGAACAUGAGAAGAGACUUACACCCCGUGCUCAAAGACAGUAGCUCAGUGACUCAACAUCAUCCUCCUGCACAGGUCCUCGAGACCGGACUCAAAUGAACGUCUGUUUAACCGUGACACUUGACUUGGCUCUGAAUGACUCUGUCACAAUGGAAGUGAACAUUUGAGACUUUACUCAGACCAGUGAGAGACCAGUGAAUUGUGAAAGGCAGAACCACACGGAGACAAAAUGACAUACCACCAAGACAACUUUUUCUUUAAAUGUACUUGAAAGUUUCCCUUCAUGAUUAAGUGCAUAUUUAAGACAAGAGAUUAUUAAUUCCUUGAGGGUUGGACACAUACUGGUGAGUAAACUGAUAUUCUGAAUGUUGAUUUUGUAUUACCAACAGCUUCAGGAAGUUGAAUGUCCUACAAGUAAAUUACUGGGACACAGUUAUAUUAUCUGUAUUCUGGAGAUUAGGGUGUUCAUGAUGAUAAAUGUUUAUUGUAUAUGGUAUAUGUAAGUGUAGAUGGCUUGAUGUAUGCCACCUUUUUAUAUACAUUUUAAUGCGAUUUAGAAAACUGAUGGGAUAUCUCUAAAUGAUGGAUACAUUAUUAUAAAUCUUUUAACAGUAUGAUUUUAAUCUUGGAGGUAUCGUUAUAGACAUCAUUUUCAUGAUUUGUGGACGCACCCUUCUGGCUGAUUAGUAUAACUACACAUAAAACAAAAAGUUAUCAAUGCUUUUCAUAUGAUACAAACAAUUAAAGUGUAUCUAAGACGAACAACUAAAGUAAACCGAAUAAAUUCUGUGUCCUAUCCAAAACAUCUUUAUUUUGAUACUCUCUACUCUUUAAAAAUCAUUUUAACUGUAAAUAUAGUAAAAAUAUGUUCAUUUUUACUGUAAGUAUAGUCAAAGAAUGAUCAUUUUAACUGUAAUUAUGGUAAAAGAAUGUUCAUUUUAACUGUAAACAUAGUAAAAUAAUGUUUAUUUAAACUGUAAGUAUAGUUAAAGAAGGUUCAUUUUAACUGUAAAUAUAGUAAAAAAAUAUAAUAAUCUCAUUUUAUUUGUAGGUAUAGUAAAAUGAUGAUAAUUUCUACUGUCAGUAUAGUAAAAGAAUGUUUCUUUUAACUGUAUUAUGAUCCACAUUAGAUGAG